Anthostomella pinea is the source of this 804-nucleotide messenger RNA. Lineage: Eukaryota; Fungi; Ascomycota; Sordariomycetes; Xylariales; Xylariaceae. The record is from the annotation of a GenBank genome assembly.
AUGGUUGCGUUAUCGGCGGAGGCAGCCCGGCUCCUAUUCCGAGUUCGCGAGAACGCCGCAGCCGGCCCGGCACUGCAGUCCUUCGAAUUAACCGAAGCAGACCCGGGCGUUGGCCCCGUCUGCGUCGAGGGCGCCGAGCCUGACGACGUCCUGCGCAUCGACUUCCUACCACUCGAGCCCUCGGUGAACUUUGGCUGGACGGCUGUCUUCCCCGGCUUCGGGAUCCUGAGCGACGACGCGGAGUUUGCGGAGCCUGCGCUGAAGAUCUGGGAUCUGCGCGGUGUGCGGGAGAGGGGGUGCCUUGUGUUCCGCGAGGGCCAGGCCGUCGACGGGGGCCGGGGGCACCCCAUGGUGCCGCCGCUCGACACGGGCGGCAAUAUCGACACGCGCUGCGUCGGCGAGGUCUGCGGGACGGCGGUGGAGACAAGGAUGCGGGCGCGGGUGCGAGUCUUUGUUGAGAAGAAGGGGAAGUGGUGGGUGAGGAGCCCGUGGGUGCUGACGGCGGCAAAGAAGCAGGAGGCGGAAGAGGAAGAAGAAGGGGCUGUGGGAAAGGGAAAGGGAUUUGAACAAAAAUUGGAGGACGGGAGGGAGAUGGUGUGUCUGGGCGUUGGCAGUGAUCUGAGGGAGGCGACGCGCAAGGCGGUCAGGGGCGUGGUGGACUGGCUCGAGGCGGAGAAGGCGAUGACGCGGGUGGAGGCUUACAUGCUGGUGAGUGUGGCCGGCAACCUGAGGAUGUGCGAGGUGGUGGAUAUGCCGAAUUAUGCUAUUGGGUGUGCGGUGCCGUUGGGUAUCUUUGUGUCUUGA